GAACAACAGGAUAAACACUGUGCUGAGGGGAUGCAGAGAGAAUGACGGGGAUGCAGAAUGAGUUUGGAGGAUACAGGAGGGGCUUUGUGGGGUGCAGGUGAGAGGAUGUCCAGACGAGGGUCACCUCAGGGACUGAGCCCCUCCUUAGUCUGCAGGCUUUAGACACACCAGUUCACAUCUCUGUAGUGUUAAUUGGUGAGUUAAUUGGUGAGUAACAUAAUCUAAUUAAGUGAUUAAAUGAUCAGCAGCGAAUUCACUAAUAACCACCCUGGUCAUUGCAUCCUGAUCCCUCUGUUAUUCCCUGUGUUGCACAGAAUUACUGAGCUUCAGUUAAUAACUUUUGAGCCAUCUGGAUCACAUACAGCUGCUACUGUGUUAUGGUCCUUCCCUCCGCCCUUGCAUACUGCCUGGGAUAUCCCUCCUGAUUUUUCCAUGGGGGUGUGGGGGCUCCAGAAGAAUAUGGGAGUGUGGUUGGGACAACAGUAUUGGGGCACCAGCCCCAGGUGCCCCAUGCUCACCCCCAUGCUGAUGGGAUCUGUUCCUCACCCGAGCCAGGUCCCGCUGGGUACCAGCACAUCCCUCCAACACAGGCAACCCAGCUCGCAGUUUCUCCCAGGGACUGCUGGCCUGGCCAUGCUCCCAUUUCCUCUGUGUCCCCUCUUGCUGACCCCAUGAGCACUCGUGUCUCCUCUGCAGGUACCAGGGCCAUGGCUCCUGUGGGGCCUCUGCUCUGGCUUGUGACUCCCUCUAGGCAGCUUCCAAGGACACCUGGGUGUCUCUGUGUGACCACUGAGGUCCCUGCUCUGUGUCUGCUCCUCUUAACUUGCCACACCAACACCAACUCUAUGUUUCCGUGCUGGAGGUUUGUUCCAUCAGUCUGACAGUUCAGUGCCAGAUCCCUCUGCUAUAGCCUGUGGGAGAGCAGUGAACCCCUUGGGAAAAGCCUCCAGCCCCAUGUCACCUGCCAGCCGCUGAACUUGGGUACAUUUAACAGCCAGCGGCAUCGCUCAGUUUAUUCCCACGGAGGUGUUUGUUCGUUUGGGGGUUGCUUGUGCAUGUGCUGCCCCAGUCAGGUUUUCCGAGGAGGCACCAGAGGGUCUGGCCCCAGGUCCUCGUGCCCUGGAUCCCUGAGUUCUGCUGGUGCAUGAUGAGGCUUGGCCGCAGGAACUGGCUGUUCCUGUCUGUAGGGUUGAAGGGAUGCUGUGUUCCUCUUUCUUUGCCACUUAUGGAAGCCAAACGCAGUACUGACCAUCAGUCAGUGUCACAAGCUGCAUACCUUGGCCCAGUGCCCUCCCCAUUCCUCAUUGCUCAGGAGCUUUUCACUCCCCAGUCCCUUCUCCUCAGUUGCUGGCUCUAGGCCAGCUGGUAGCAAACACAGCUCAUGGCAAACCCAAAACUCAGUUUACAUCAGCAGUUCUUGCUUUGCAGACACUACGUUAUUUUAUCCUUCUUGCCUUCAGAGGAAAGGUUUCUAUAUGUGGGAAUGUGUACUUUAGGAUUAACCUUUUUGGAAUUUGGUUAUUCAACACGGCUGAGAAUGCUCUCACCCAUCCCUUGCCAGCUGUGUCCUGCAGUGUGACAGCUCUGCUGUGUAACAGACAGGUGCUGGCCCAGCUCACCCCUUUGUAGCCCCUCUCUUACUGCUGGCUGUGGUCGCCAUCGCCCUCUCAGGCUGGAGCCCCUUUCCCGUUGCAGCACACCCUUCCCUGUCUCUGAGCUCUCAGUGUCUCUUUGCCUUGGUCCUCUGCUGAUUCCUCCUGUGGAAGGUGAAAAUGCUUCCCAGUGCUGUGCAUUAGCACAGCUGUUGGCUGUCUGGGCUGUCAUAUUGGUGCUCCCCAGACCACACAGGCCAAGCUGCUCCUCUCACUCCUACAGCCCCCACCAGCUCCUGCUUCUGCCCCAGCUCUGACAACUAAAGCCCCUAGUGGUCUGUCCCACUGCUCCCCAGUGACCCCUGGCUGUAACUGGGAUCUGGUGCUGGCAUCGCCCUACCACCGACGCUCGGCUUUUCCCUAUUCCUUCAGCAUCUCAAGCUCUGCCAGCCUGGAUGGUGCUGGGAACUGUGUCAUCCCAUGGCUGGCACUGCCUGUGCCCCCCAUCCCACGGUUGGCAGCACACAGGGAGACACAGUUUGCCCACGUAGGGAGGAUUCACACACCUUAGGGUGUGUCUCUGGAUCCUGCCCUCAUUUGUGCCCACCAUGGGAAACAUUUGUGCUGGCAGCUGGUGCCUCCCCGGGAUGAGCCCAGACUUGUCCCUGGUGGGAUCCCUCCUGUGCUUCGAGACUCGGGGCCAAACUGAUUGGUGCUGCUGGUUGCUGGCUCAGCAUGGCCCAAUGAGCUCUGCAAUCGAUCCCCUGCUCAUUGCACUGACUCAUAAAAAUAUUGAUCAAUCUGAAGUUGUGUCAUCGCUGCACAGCACACACAGACUCUUGUCUCACAUGUUGUGCCAUGCCUGCUGCAGCUCACCAAGCUGCAGGGCAUGGGGGCACCCUCCUUCCCUGCCCAACCUGAGCCCUGUGCCUCUGCUGCACCCCCCUGGCAUUGGGUGGUCAUGGGAGGCUGGGUCUGUGUCACUGGCAGCAGGAAGGGCUUGGUGGGGAGUGUGGGCAGGAGGCACGAGGGCUGGAGGCAGUGGCAUAUGGGGGUAUCUGUCUGUCUGUCCCUCUGUGUGUCCCUGCAGGCAUGGGCAGCUCGGCCACGGGACGCUGGAGUCGGAGCCGCAGCCACGGCUGGUGGAGGCGCUGGCCGGGGUGCCCAUGUGGGCAGUGGCAGCUGGCGGGUGGCAUUCGGCCAGCGUUAGUGAGGCAGGAGACCUGUACAUGUGGGGCUGGAACGAGUCAGGGCAGCUGGCUCUGCCCUCCAAAGCGCUGGUAGAGGAGCGGGCUCAGGAUGAUGUGUGCACAGGAAAUGCCAAGCUGGUGCCCCGCCAGGAGCAGUCAGCUGCCAAAGACACCCCAUUCAUCUCCAUCCAGGCAUUCCCAGCGCUGCUGGAUCUGCCACAGGACCUGGAGGUCAGUGGGGUCAGCUGUGGGUCCCGACACACAGCUGUUGUCACACGUGAGUGCCUGGUGGGGCUGGGGGCAGCACCCCUCGGGAGCCGCACCUGA
Messenger RNA from Manacus vitellinus (golden-collared manakin), 3109 nucleotides. RefSeq names its product RCC1 domain containing 1 (gene RCCD1). The record is from RefSeq and is a predicted model, not a curated record. NCBI's taxonomy places the organism in Eukaryota, Metazoa, Chordata, Aves, Passeriformes, Pipridae. The coding region runs from base 2201 to 3109 and encodes 302 amino acids. The transcript is spliced from 4 exons.